Messenger RNA from Branchiostoma floridae (Florida lancelet), 1014 nucleotides. Its product is annotated as melatonin receptor type 1A-like. Lineage: Eukaryota; Metazoa; Chordata; Leptocardii; Amphioxiformes; Branchiostomatidae. Gene Ontology annotation, molecular function: G protein-coupled receptor activity. The transcript is spliced from 2 exons. The record is from RefSeq and is a predicted model, not a curated record. Gene Ontology annotation, biological process: G protein-coupled receptor signaling pathway. The coding region runs from base 1 to 1014 and encodes 337 amino acids. Gene Ontology annotation, cellular component: membrane.
AUGGCGAACACUAGCAGGUUGGAACGGGACCUAGUUCCUGCAACCUUCAGUUUACUGACUCUGUUUGGCGUUGUCGGAAACCUCCUGGUUAUCUUGGUGAUUCUCCAAAGCAGGCGUCUCCGGACACGGCUGAAUCUCUUCAUCGUGAACAUCGCUGUGAGUGACCUGAUCUUCACGGCGCUGUACGGCCCGGUGUCGGCCGUGUCGGUGGCGCGGUCGGGCGGCCUCAGGGACCACGCCGUCUGCGUCGUGACGGGGAUCGUCGGGCUGCUGAGCUGUUACGAGUCGGUCCUGUCCGCGGUGCUGAUUGCCGUGAGCCGCUGCGUCCGCAUCACCAGGAGUCACCGUUACGACGAGCUGUUCUCUCGUAAAAGGUGUGCGUUGCUUGUGUCAGUUUCCUGGGUGGUGGCCUUCCUUCUUACAACGCCCCUGCUGUCUGGGUUCGGCAAGCCAGGGUUCAACCCGAUACUUCUGACAUGUGACUACGACAUCCUUGCAUCCUUCAACUACAUCGUCAGCAUCGUGCUCCCACUUGCCAUCAUCUGCAAUGUUAUCAUCAUCGUGUCAUACGCCUUGAUCUACCAUAAAGUCAAAGCGUCAUCAACUCGCAUGCGCGGAAAAAGGACGAACUCGAAAGAGAAGAAAAUCCCGCCCAUCGUUUUGAGCCAGAUCAAGAACAUGGCAGCGAUAUACAUCGCCUUUAACAUCUGCGUUGCGCCUGAGGUUCUAAUGGGCAUUGUCACGCACAAGACUGGGGACAGCAUGCGACUCCUGAACCUUGUGGCAAGGAUAGUUUUCACGUGUAAUUCCUGUGUGAACCCGAUCAUUUACACCGCUGGAAACAAGGAGUUCCGGACUGAGCUCAAGACUCUAUGGGAAUAUGUGUUCCAUGGAGGUCAGAAACGCGAACCAAACGUUGUGGAAAGGAUCAGCAUGAAGACACUGAGUCUAGGAGAACAGGACACUCCUCAGAGGUUUUCCUCCAAUUCCAUUGUACAGGAAACCCGUCUGUAA